This is a messenger RNA of Balaenoptera musculus (blue whale), 4529 nucleotides long. It is a transcript of the gene MDM4, whose product is annotated as MDM4 regulator of p53. Gene Ontology annotation, cellular component: nucleus. The record is from RefSeq and is a predicted model, not a curated record. Gene Ontology annotation, biological process: negative regulation of apoptotic process; protein ubiquitination; regulation of cell cycle. Lineage: Eukaryota; Metazoa; Chordata; Mammalia; Artiodactyla; Balaenopteridae. Gene Ontology annotation, molecular function: ubiquitin protein ligase activity. The transcript has 11 exons. Bases 170 to 1645 code for a protein of 491 amino acids.
GGGAGAUGGGUUGGCGAGGCCGGAAGUUGCGCCCUCACUGCUCGCCGUUUCAAAAUGCUGCUGGGGCCUUAGGGCCUGUGACUGACGCCCCCUCCCCCCCGGGCUCUGCGGGGGAGCGACUCAUGGAGCGGCCGUAAGAUUUAUCAGCAGACUUCACUUCACUGCCAAAAUGACAACAUUUUCCACCUCUGCCCAUUGUUCAACAUCUGACAGUGCUUGCAGGAUCUCUCCAGAACAAACCAAUCAGGUACGACCAAAACUGCCACUUCUGAAGAUUUUGCAGGCAGCAGGUGCACAAGGUGAAAUGUUCACUGUUAAAGAGGUCAUGCACUAUCUAGGCCAGUAUAUAAUGGUGAAGCAGCUUUAUGAUCAGCAGGAGCAGCAUAUGGUAUAUUGUGGUGGAGAUCUUUUGGGAGAGCUGCUAGGUCGUCAGAGCUUCUCUGUGAAAGAUCCAAGCCCUCUCUAUGAUAUGCUAAGAAAGAAUCUUGUCACUUUAGCUACUGCUACUACAGAUGCUGCUCAGACUCUCGCUCUCGCACAGGAUCACAGUAUGGAUAUUCCAAGUCAAGACCAACUGAAGCAAAGUGUAGAGGAAAGUUCCAAUUCCAGGAAAAGAACUGAAGAAGGCAAUAUUCCCACACUGCCUACCUCACAGCGUAAAUGCAGAAAUUCUAGAGAAGAUGAAGACUUGGUAGCAAAUUUAACCCAAGAUGAGACGUCAAGACUGGACCUCGGGUUUGAGGAGUGGGAUGUAGCUGGCUUGCCUUGGUGGUUUUUAGGAAACUUGAGAAAUAACUAUACACCUAGAAGUAAUGGCUCAACUGAUUUACAGACAAAUCAGGAUAUAGGUACUGCCAUUGUUUCAGACACCACAGAUGACCUGUGGUUUUUGAAUGAGUCAGUAUCAGAGCAGUUUGGUGUUGGAAUAAAAGUUGAAGCUACUGAUCCUGAACAAACAAGUGAAGAAGUAGGGAAGGUGAGAGACAAAAAGGUGACUGAAGUGGGAAAAAAUGAUGACCUUGAGGACUCUAAGUCCAUAAGUGAUGAUACUGAUAUAGAAGUUACCUCUGAGGAUGAGUGGCAGUGUACUGAGUGCAAGAAAUUUAACUCUCCAAGCAAGAGGUACUGUUUUCGUUGCUGGGCCUUGAGGAAGGAUUGGUAUUCAGAUUGUUCUAAGUUAACCCAUUCUCUCUCCACGUCUGAUAUCACUGCCAUACCUGAAAAGCAAGAAAAUGAAGGAAUUGAUGUUCCUGACUGCAGAAGAACCAUAUCAGCUCCAGUUGUUAGACCUAAAGAUAUAUAUGUAAAGGAAGAAAACUCCAAACUUUUUGGUCCCUGCAACUCAGUGGAAUUCUUGGAUUUGGCUCAUAGUUCUGAAAGCCAAGAGACCAUAUCAAGCAUGGGAGAACAAUCAGAUAACCUUUAUGAACAGAGAACAGAUACAGAAAACAUGGAGGAUUGCCAGAAUCUCUUGAAGCCAUGUAGUCUAUGUGAGAAAAGACCACGAGAUGGGAACAUAAUUCAUGGGAGGACAGGCCAUCUUGUCACUUGUUUUCAUUGUGCCAGAAGAUUAAAGAAGGCUGGGGCUUCAUGUCCUAUUUGCAAGAAGGAGAUUCAGUUGGUUAUUAAGGUUUUUAUAGCAUAGCUGAAUCAAUAAUUGCAGACAAAUAUUAACAGGGCCUGGUCAUAUAUCAAAAUGUCAUUAUUGAGCAUCUCUACUCAGUGUGACCCAUUUCAUACUUUCAUUUAUUCAUGGAAACAUUUAUGCUCUAGGACAUAUUUUUGCUUCUAAACUUAUAUGGAAUUUGAUAAUAAGUUCUUUCGAGCUAGAUUAUCAAUUUGGAGACUCCAUUAACAUUAAAAGAGAAGUUAAUCACUUCAUUCUGUCUUCAAAGAUGAGGAUCUGGCACUUCCCUGGUGGUCCAGUGGUUAAGACUCCACGCUCCCAAUGCAGGGGGCCUGGUUUGAUCCCUGGUGGGAGAACUAGAUCCUGCAUGCCACAGCGAAGAUUCCCACCUGGUGCAGCCAAAUAAAGAAGUAAAUAUUAAAAAAAAAAAAAAAUGAUAUCAAAAAAAGAAAGUAAUUUAAAAAAAAAAAGAAGAUGAGGAUCUGGGAGGGAGCAACUACCAGUACAAAUAGAAAUACAUUCAUUCUUUGAUUUAUCAAAUUACUUGAAGAUUAAUCAUUUCUUUAGUUAAUUUUAUUCCUUACUCUUCUUUUCUGUUAGGGAAUGUUCUUAGGCCUCAAAAUCCAAGAUGGCUAUUAGAAAAACAUUAAAGCUAACAACGAAAAAACAUAAGUAAUUUAUGUAUAAACUAGAUCACUUUAUGUUGCAUUGUUCAGAGGAACCAAUAUUUUUGUAAAGUGCCUAGAACAGUGGUAGCAAACAUUUUUGCUAAUGUACCUCAAAAAGAAUUUUGAAAAAGUAUUUAUGACUUUUUGCAUACUUUAAAAAUUGAGGUAUAAUUAGCAAACAAAGUGUUCCCUUCUAAUAGAACAUUUCUGUCACCUCAGAAUGUUCUCUUGUGCCGCUUUCCAGGCAGUUCCUCCACCAUUUCAUGGCUCUCACAUUCUAUUAGUUUUCCUUUUGCACAUGUUUAAUUUGACUUCUAAAUUUUUAAAAUAAAUUUAAGUACUUACAGAGGAUGUAUCAUCCAGUAUAUUGUAGAUGUCCUUUAAAGAUAUUUUUGCCCAAACCUUGGAGCUGUAGAUUUAGCUGAUUGAAUUUAUAGAAAAAGUUGGGUCAUAUAAACUGGCAAAGCUUAUUCUCAUUAUAAAACUAAUCAGCCAAAUCAGAUUUCAUUUUCAGUCAAAGUGUUUGACUUUAUUUUUAAUUCAGUUAAAUGUAUUAUAUACAUCUAUGGCACAACCUCUUCUCAAUGACAGUUCUAAAAAAGAUAAGGCACACAGUUUUUAACCAAAGCUCUCUUUGCUUUACUCUUUCCUCCUGUCUCUUGGGAGUCUGCUAGGGGUUUUUUUGUCUUUUUGUUUGAUGCCUCUGAGGUUUUCUACAUUCUGAGGCAAUGCCCCAUAGUAAGAUUUUAGGUGGGUGAGAGGCAGCCUUUCUUCUGAAAACAGUAUAGCAGUUGUGAAAAGGAAAGUAAUUAAAGAGAAAUGAUAGCUCUGAAGAGGCCUUGUCUGAUCACGUAAAUCUUAGGAUAAUACAUAUGGAAAUUGAAGAUCUUUAAGUUGUUUUCUUUACAGAUAUUCUUGUCUGCUUUCCUUGUGGAAAAAAUCUUGGUGUAUGCCUGGGUACCGGUAUGAAUGUAGCCAUUUUGAAAACCAAGGCCCUAGAAUUAUCAAUUUUAAGGAUCAUAAGAAUCACCUGUGUUGCUUGUUACACGCCCAUCUCAACUCCCGGCCCCAAACACACACACGUGCAUACACUCACAGGAGUGCGCGCACACACAGACUCUUUGAUCCCUGAGGUCUGGGCCAGGGAUUUCUAUUUGAACAAGUGUUUCUGGAAGCUGACGCAAGUUGUUCACAAACCACACUUUUGGAAGCCCUGCCAUGCCCUAGACGGAAGGGUGUUUUCAGGUACAAGAAGUAGAACAAGAUCCCUUUGUUUAGCAUUGUAUUUAAUUUCUAGAGAAGUUUUGUUAAACUCAUAGAACUUUAAAAUUAGAAUGCACUCAUCUACUCAACCCCCUUUUAUUUUGCACAUGAGGCUGAAAGGAUAAAUGACUGCUGAAAGUCACAGCUAGUGAUAGAGCUAUUACUAGAAUCUAAGUCUCUUGCAGUAAACCUUUAAACCAUACUUGCUUGCUUCUCAUUAUUUGUUAAAUGAUGGUGCUUAUUGAAUUUGGAACAACUAAUAACCUUAAAAUAUUAUUGGAGAAUAUGAGUUGCAGCCAAAAUAGGACCUCAGAGAGAACAGAGACUUUUAACCCUUUCUCCCCAAAGAGAAAAGGCACAGUAAAUGUCAAGCUCUCUUAUAUAAUCAGAUAAGUUACUCCUCCCAUUGGGAAGACAAGUAAAGAUGGCAGAGGAACCUGAACUCUUUUCUCCAGUAUUUUUUCUUCUCGGGGAAUGAAACUCAGGUCUCUGGCUCUCUCCGGGCAUUAGAGACAAGGGUUUUUUCCCCCAAUAAGUAGAACCUGUUCUUCAAGUUCAGUGUUUUGUUAGACUGUUCAGUGUGUUGUUAGACUAUGGUAAAUGCUCUAAAUAUUUAGAAAGUUAAAUAAUUUUCUACCCUAAUUCCCCCCCCACCAUUACUCUCUUCAUAAUAGUUUGAUAGCCCUCGAUUUUGUUUUAUUUUUGCCAGUUAAUUGCUUUUGCAAGUGAUAACUCAAAGAAGGAGCAGGGAGCGCUGGGAUCUGCACUUGUACCCUCUGAUUCCUUAUAAAGUUGCAGUUUUUUAGAAAACUUAAAUAAGAAAAAAUUUUAAAUUUUUAUUUGUGUGUAGAUGUUUGAUGCUAAUUUGGUGCAUCCUUGCCUAGCACAGAAUCCUCUUAUGCUACUCUACUUACUUUCUUUUCCCCUUGGGUCACCUUAGUUUUUACUGUCCCCAUUAGCAGUAAGUACUU